CACCGAGCCGGCAACCCCAUACAAAUAACAAACCGUUUACGCCUGUUACCGUUAUUAUCGUCCUUACUCGUUUCUCCAUUCUCUAGCUUCCUUCCUCUCAAACCCUGAAACGCACCAUGGAUCCCAAUCCCAAAAACUUCCCUGUUCUCUCCUACGUCAUGGCCCGUCUCCCUUCUCUUGGAGCUAGAACCCCCACCGCCUCCGCCUUCGCCUCCCAAUUCGACAUCGAACAACCGGAUCCCUCCUCUACGGGACAAUCGAGUCAGUCAGAUAUGAUUGUUAAUCGAAUGCCUCAUUUGUCUGAUCCCAAGCUCAUCUCCUCCAUGAGGCACGCGAUUCACGACGUUUACCAGACCCGAUCGGUUCUCCAGGCUCUCGGCCCACGCCCUGACCAUGAGACUGUCGACAAGGCUAAAGCGAAACUCUCCGAAAUCGAAAGCAGUCUGUCAAAAUCGCUGGAGGAAAUCGUGCUAUUGCCUCGCCCGGCUGAGGUGGAUCGCUUGGAAUGGCGGGCGCACUUGGCGGAGAAAGAGAAGGAAUGUAGAGAGAAAGCGGAGAAGGAGAAAAGCCUGUACAAUUCGAUUUUACAAGUAGAUGAGAUGCACGAUGCUUAUGAGAAGAUGUUGAAGGAGGCGGAAGAGCGAUUGGUUAAGAUUUAUGAGAAAGUGGAAAAUGCAGACGGCAGUGACGUCUUACCUGCAAGGGAAGAAAUCAAUGAGGCUGUUGUAGGAGUGCUUCAAGAAGCUUCUGGAAAGCCCCUGGAAAGAGUAGAUUUGUCUUGCAGACGCCUGAGGUUCCUGCCAGAAGCUUUUGGAAGAAUAUCUGGAUUGAAAGUGUUCAAUUUGUCUGAUAACCAGCUCGAGCUUAUUCCUGACUCAAUAGCUGGAUUAACGAAUUUGGAAGAACUUUAUCUGGGUUCAAAUCUUUUAGAGACUCUACCUGACUCCAUUGGAUUGUUAUAUAAUUUGAAAAUCCUUGAUGUCUCUGGAAACAAACUAAGUGCUUUACCAGAUUCCAUUUGCCAAUGCAGGUCAUUGGUGGAGCUGAAUGCAGGCUUCAACCGCCUAUCAUAUUUGCCAACUAAUAUUGGAUUUGAAUUAGUGAAUCUACAAAAGCUUUCAAUUCCUUUGAACAAGAUUCGUUCGCUUCCGACUUCAAUUGGUGAGAUGAGGUCUCUGCGGUAUCUGGAUGCUCACUUCAAUGAGCUCAAUGGUCUCCCACUAUCAAUUGGGAAAUUGACGAAUCUUGAGAUCUUCGAUCUCAGCAAGAAUUUCAGUGAUCUGACUGAACUUCCUGAAACGUUUGGUGAUUUGAUAAACCUGAAGGAACUUGAUCUCAGUAACAAUCAGCUUCAUGCUCUUCCUGAUUCAUUUGGCCGACUUGACAAUUUGACCAAACUCAACGUGGAUGAGAAUCCUCUUGUAAUUCCACCGAUGGAGGUUGUGAAGAAAGGAGUUGAAGCUGUCAAAGAAUUUAUGGCCAAGAGGUGGCUUGAACUACUAGUGGAGGAGGAAAGGAAAAGCAUGAUGAAAGCAAAUGAAGUGGCACAGACAGGAUGGCUGAACCGCAGCACCUCAUGGGUGAAAACUCAUGUUUCUGUUGUUACUGAAGCUGUCUCAGAAUAUUUAAGUCCUAGGGGCAGUCCCAGGGGCAGUCCUAGGGACCCUUGCCUUGAUCAACAGCUUUAACUGCAUGCUCCACGAAUAUCUGGAGUAUCAAAAUUCCUGAUUUGGGAAACAAUGGGAUUUGUCACUGUUUAUGUAGUUGCUCUUUCUUAUUCAAACUAAUCAAUAAGGGCAGGUCACAAAGAGAUGAAUCUCCAACAAUUUUGCUGCUAGGGAGUUUUUAAGAGUAUGGUGUUUAGUAAAUUACUUAUAACUAUGUUUUUCUGAUAGCCAUAACUGUACAUUAAAGAAACUGGUAUUUGAAUUCGUGUUAUAUGUUGAAAUAAGUAUGUCAUUGGAUUUUCUGUUAAUGAAGAUACUCAUUUGCCA
This is a messenger RNA of Mangifera indica (mango), 1994 nucleotides long. Its product is annotated as plant intracellular Ras-group-related LRR protein 9-like. The record is from RefSeq and is a predicted model, not a curated record. The transcript is spliced from 3 exons. The coding region runs from base 117 to 1688 and encodes 523 amino acids. Gene Ontology annotation, molecular function: protein binding. NCBI's taxonomy places the organism in Eukaryota, Viridiplantae, Streptophyta, Magnoliopsida, Sapindales, Anacardiaceae.